Cuscuta europaea is the source of this 2512-nucleotide messenger RNA. NCBI's taxonomy places the organism in Eukaryota, Viridiplantae, Streptophyta, Magnoliopsida, Solanales, Convolvulaceae. The record is from the annotation of a GenBank genome assembly.
UGCAUUUCCAAAAUAUCUAAAUAUAAUUACAAACAACAAUUUAUGAAUUGAAAUGGAAGAAUUGACUUCAUGCAGUAAAGUAACACCUUUCAAAAACUACUAGUAUCACACAAAAACAGAUAUGAGGUCUCUGUCCGGCCCUCCUUCAUGCCAGCCGUCGGAUGGAGCAUCUAGCGGUCCGACAUAAAUGGCCUCUUUUAUUAACAAUCUAGGAACUCCCAGAGGGUGGAAUCUCCAACCAGAAUGCAAAUUGAAAGACCACGAAAACAUCAUUGUACUACUAAGUAACAGCUAAGUAACAACCCACGUGCCUGGUUUUACCUUCCCUCCCUCCCCUUCUUCAUCCACCACUAUCUCUCCAUUCCUCCAAAUACCAUAAUGGGAAGCGCAGGUACUGCGGCGGUGGAGGAGAUAUCGGAGCCUUUCUUGGAAGAUGAUAAGGCGGAAGCGGAGGUGGAACUGAUUCCAGAUUGGAAGGAGCAAAUUACAGUGAGGGGGUUGGUGGUAAGCGCUGUGCUGGGGACGCUCUUCUGUAUAAUCACCCACAAGCUGAAUCUCACAGUUGGGAUCAUCCCCUCCCUCAAUGUUUCUGCUGGCUUGCUCGGCUUCUUCUUCGUCAGGACUUGGACCGCCAUCCUCUCCAAACUGGGCUGUUCUGUUCGACCCUUCACCAGGCAAGAGAACACCGUCAUUCAGACAUGUGUUGUUGCUUGCUAUGGCCUGGCUUUUAGCGGUGGAUUUGGAUCGUAUUUACUGUCAAUGGAUGAGAAAACAUACCAGCUGAUUGGACAAGAUUAUCCUGGCAAUAGGGCAGAGGAUGUGAAAAAUCCAGGGUUGUUAUGGAUGAUGGGUUUCAUAUUUGUUGUCAGUUUUCUUGGCCUUUUCAGCCUUGUCCCACUUCGCAAGGUAAUGGUUCUGGAUGAUAAACUAACAUACCCCAGUGGUACUGCCACGGCAAUGCUAAUAAAUAGCUUUCACACACGUACUGGUGCCGAACUUGCAAGGAAACAAGUGAGCUGUCUAGGAAAAUACUUGAGCAUUAGUUUCUGCUGGAGCGGCUUCAAAUGGUUUUUUAGUGGUAUCGGUGAUUCUUGUGGAUUUGACAAUUUUCCUUCCCUUGGGUUGCCAUUGUUUAACAAUACGUUCUAUUUUGACUUCAGUCCUACGUACAUUGGAUGUGGUCUUAUCUGCUCUCACAUAGUCAACUGUUCAGUUCUUCUUGGAGCAAUUAUAUCAUGGGGUUUCCUUUGGCCAUUUAUUUCUCAGCGUGCUGGUGAUUGGUAUCCAUCAGAUCUUGGAAGCAGUGAUUUUAAAGGUCUCUAUGGCUAUAAGGUUUUUAUAGCUAUUUCUCUUAUUCUUGGUGAUGGUGUUUAUAACCUGAUCAAGAUCAUUGUAAUCACUGUAAGAGAAAUGUGCAGAAAUAGCAGCAACCAGAAUAAUCUUCCUAUGACCGCAGAGCUCUCAGAUGGUAAUACUUCCAAGUCACAACUUGAACAGAAGAAAAGAGACGUAUUUUUGAAAGAUGGGAUACCGUUAUGGGUUGCAGCUUCUGGAUAUGCAGUAUUAGCUUCUAUAUCUACAGUCACAAUGCCAAAUAUCUUCCCUCCACUUAAGUGGUAUUUAGUUCUUUGUGCCUACAUAAUUGCCCCUGCCCUUGCCUUCUGCAAUUCCUAUGGUACAGGACUUACCGACUGGAGUUUGGCCUCAACGUAUGGGAAGAUUGGUCUAUUCACAAUCGCUGCAUUGGUUGGUGGAAGUGGAGGUGGGGUUAUAGCUGGGUUGGCUGCCUGCGGGGCCAUGAUGUCCAUAGUGUCUACAGCUGCUGAUUUGAUGCAAGAUUUCAAGACCGGUUACCUCACACUGUCAUCGGCUAAGUCAAUGUUUUUCAGUCAGUUAGUUGGCACGGCAAUGGGAUGCAUUAUCGCUCCACUCACAUUUUUCAUGUUUUGGAAUGCUUUUGACAUUGGGUCCCCUGACAGUCCAUACAAAGCACCAUAUGCUGUCAUAUACAGAGAAAUGGCCAUUCUUGGAACUCAGGGCUUCUCUCAACUCCCUAAGCAUUGUCUGGUUAUAUGUUGUGGAUUCUUUGUAGCAGCUCUGGUCAUAAACUUACUGAGAGAUCUAACCCCACCAAAGGUUUCACAGUUCAUCCCCAUUCCAAUGGCAAUGGCGGUGCCAUUCUAUAUAGGUGCUUAUUUUGCAAUUGACAUGUUUGUUGGAACAGUGAUCUUGUUCGUGUGGGAGAGGAUAAAUAGGAAGGAUGCCGAAGAUUAUGCUGGGGCUGUUGCUUCUGGUUUAAUUUGUGGUGAUGGGAUUUGGACUGUUCCAUCAGCCCUUCUCUCCAUAUUCAAGAUUGACCCGCCUAUCUGCAUGUAUUUUGGACCUUCUGCGACUACCUGAAAAAUGAUACUCCGCAAAAAGUAGGAAACAAUGGCUUUUGCUUGUUUCUUGAAUACUGGAGUGGAUCAGAAUGCUGCUCUGAGCAAGGUCCCUUCAAACUCUUAGUUUAGCC